Messenger RNA from Temnothorax curvispinosus, 1386 nucleotides. RefSeq names its product ER lumen protein-retaining receptor (gene KdelR). Gene Ontology annotation, biological process: protein retention in ER lumen; endoplasmic reticulum to Golgi vesicle-mediated transport. The transcript has 3 exons. The record is from RefSeq and is a predicted model, not a curated record. The coding region runs from base 304 to 942 and encodes 212 amino acids. Gene Ontology annotation, cellular component: membrane; cis-Golgi network; endoplasmic reticulum. Gene Ontology annotation, molecular function: ER lumen protein retrieval receptor activity. Lineage: Eukaryota; Metazoa; Arthropoda; Insecta; Hymenoptera; Formicidae.
UGCUAAAAAAGAAAGAUAGAAUGAUGUUUGUGUCGACUUGUGUCGCUUGCUGGAAAGCUUUCUACUGAAAAUUGAACAAAGAUAAAACCUACACGGUGUAUAUGUAUCAGUUGUGCACCCGAGUGAAGUUUUCGAAUGCGGUCCAACACUGUUCAAUCUGAUUUGGGGGGGUCAGCCAUCUGCUUUAGCCGCAGUCAGAGCCACGUCAUAUUUGUGUGCCGCCGUCGAGCGAGCUGCGCGAGCUGGCUCUCUGACUCCUCCGCGGGUUUUUUUACGUAAAAUCACACCCCCGCGACCGUAAGCAUGAAUAUAUUCCGACUGCUGGGCGACCUGUCGCACCUUUUAGCCAUUAUCAUCCUACUCCUCAAAAUAUGGAAGACACGGAGCUGCGCCGGUAUCAGUGGCAAAUCGCAGAUCCUCUUUGCGAUUGUUUAUACCACCCGUUAUCUAGACCUGUUCACCACAUUCAUCUCGGCGUAUAACACGUUCAUGAAGAUCAUAUUCAUCGCCACGUCCCUCGCCACGGUCUUCUUGAUGUAUGUCAAGUUCAAAGCCACGUACGAUCAUAAUCACGAUACGUUCAGGAUCGAGUUCCUGAUCUUACCCGCGUUUGUCCUGGCACUGUUAAUCAAUCAUGAGCUGUCCCCUGUCGAGGUCUUGUGGACGUUCAGCAUUUACCUAGAGUCAGUGGCGAUAUUACCCCAGUUGUUCCUGGUGUCAAAAACAGGCGAGGCGGAAAGCAUUACCAGCCACUACUUGUUUGCAUUAGGAUCAUACAGAGGCCUGUAUCUGUUCAACUGGAUCUACCGCUACUACGCUGAGGAUCAUUACGACUUGAUCGCUAUAGUCGCCGGAUUGGUGCAAACAGUUCUCUAUUGUGACUUUUUCUACCUCUAUAUUACCAAAGUACUCAAAGGCAAGAAGCUACAACUACCUGCUUAGCUUCAGUUGAGAGUAUUAUUCUCUUGUAUCAGAGAAACAUUCAACUGCCUCUGUGGCAUCGCCAAUUCGAGAUAAAUUCGGCCAAUCCUGGGAGGCUCGUCGAACGUGCACGGUAGUGUACGUUUCAACUAAGUAUGAAAUGUCUGGCAGCGUUCCCUUCCCAAACAUUUUCUUCCUUCCUUCCGUCGUCCUUCGUACAAUGCCAUGUGCUGCGUCUCCUUUCCCAGGACGAGAAAAGUCUAAGUUGCCUUUAUUAUUUUCUUUCGCGUACUUCAUUUCAAUUAAUGUAUAUUAUCGCAAGAUCAAAAGAUAGCUGUUUAUCUUAAAAUUCAGAGAGUCAGUAAAAUAGGGAUGAAGAGGAGAGAAUGUAGAACCAGAAUUUUCACUUAUAUUUACAGUUUAUAUCGUUGUAACUGUCAGUAAUAAAUAUAGUUAAUAAUUAAA